Messenger RNA from Patella vulgata (common limpet), 3654 nucleotides. RefSeq lists its product as uncharacterized. NCBI's taxonomy places the organism in Eukaryota, Metazoa, Mollusca, Gastropoda, Patellidae. Bases 235 to 828 code for a protein of 197 amino acids. The transcript has 4 exons. The record is from RefSeq and is a predicted model, not a curated record. Gene Ontology annotation, cellular component: membrane.
GACGUCAUUGGGUGGGUGCUUUUGUGAGAAAGACUAGUACGUUCGAGACUGGACAGUCGCGAUCCAAGAAUUAAAUAUGGCGGAUUGUUAACGAAGAAAAAUCGGAGAUCUGCAUACUUGAAGGUUUUAUUUAGAUUUUAUAACUUGGCCUCAAAAAAAUUCCCUGUGUGUGUGAGUAGCUGUCAUCGGCAAACAAUUUUGACCUAAGAAGAGGGUGUAACUUUUUUAAACAAGAUGGCCUCGUGUUUGGUGAUAACGUCUAUCAUAUGCGUACUUUUGACAACAGUAGCAACAAUCGUUGCUUUUGCAACACCAAAUUGGAUUGGAUUCCGUGGUCUAAAUGAUGCAGAACUUUGUGGAUGCAGAGGAAGGCACUGCGAUUGUGGUCUAUGGCUAUUUUGUACCGGAGGAGGUGUGACUAAUACAGGCAGUCUUGAUAACUGUAGAUGGUUUUUCUCGCAGGACUUUCUGAUUGAGAGGUCACUCCCAGAAUGGUUUAAAGCAGUACAAGGAUUAUUUUCAUGUGCUAUAGCCAGUAGUUUAUUAUCACUGCUAAUUGGACUAUUCUCCUUAUGUUGUUACUGCAAGACAUGUAAUCCACACCAGGCUGCUGGAGCCUUUAUCAACCUUACAUUUUUAUUGCUGGCUAUUGGUGUUUGCGUGUUUGGUGCAAAGGCACACAUGGAUCAUAAAACAGAGGUACUAGCGCGAUCUGGCAGUAUGGACCCAUUAUUUGGCUGGAGUUUUUGGGUAGGCGUGGGUGCAGCAGGCAUGGCUCUUAUAUCUAGUAUUUUAUAUUUCUGUGUGGGCCGGCAAGAUGAAUUUUAAAAAUUGCAACAAAAUUAAGUUGUUUUUUGGUAGCUUGUAAAUGAACUUUAUAAGCUUGUAAAUGACUCUUUUUUUAUCCAGAAUUUCUUUUGAAAGCUUUGAGAAUGCAAAUAUAUACAUUGUACAUGUUAAAAUGUCACUGAAAACUGAUCUCAACAUAAACACAACAUGAACAAGGAAGUUGACAUAAAUGAGGUUAAAUAACAAGUACAAUUACAUGACAAAUAAAAUUCUUUUAACUUUUAUAUAAAUUAUGAAUCACUUCUAUGAAACAUGUACUUGUGAUUAACAAUUUUAUAGAAACUACUUGAAAACCUUACCAGAUUUGUACUAUCUACAGUGAAUUGUUUAUUGAAAUGUACUCUGUCUAUUUCACCCUGUUUUGAAUUUUAUUGUUUAAUUUUGCUCUAAAACUUUACAAAGUUUGUAAUCAAAGCUUGCCAUAUGAUCAAAUACUAAUAAAUGUAUAUAAUUCUGUAUAAAUUUAUUAUUUUAUAUUUCUCAAUAUUUUAUAUAUAUAUUUUAGUGCUUAAAUCAUUUUUGUCUAAGCUUUUUCAUUUCUAUACAUGUAGUUGUACAUUGUUGAAUUGUACACAUUUAAUAUCUUGAUCAACCAUAGUUAAGACUAGGAUCAACACUAUGCUUAAAUGACAAUGAAUUUUGAAAUAAAAAAAUAGUAAUAAAUGUAGUAAUAUUUUUUUAUAUUCUUCCUUAAAUUGUAUUUUUUCAUAUUGUGAGUUGAAACUAUUGGCCUUUUAAUUUAAAAACAAAUGUUGAAUAUGGCUGAAAAUUAGUAUAGAAUAUAUUAUUCUGUAUGUAUACCGUACACAUGUAUUCAUUGUUUAGUUCAGGGAAUAACUUUUAAAUAAUAACAGCAUAUUAUAUUUAAUAGAUAUAUUUUCAAAAUAAUAAUAAUAAAAAAAUUAAAUGAUUUUGCAACAUACUUUACAUAAAGUAGAAUAUAUUUUUUAAAUUAUAAUUUUUUUUUAAAGUACCAGUAACCUGAAUGGCCUAUGCUUCAUUGUGCAUGAAUAUUAGUCAUGCUGUUCAACUCACUCAUUAUUUGGUUAUUUCAAAAUUUCAAUUUUUUUUUAUAUUUAUUACAUAAGAAACUACUGCUGUAUUUUAUAACAUUCAGAUAUAUACACAGGCAGCUAUUGAUUGUAAAUUUGUCGAUUCUAGUUUGCCUGUAAUAUAGCAGCUAGAUUUUUUUAAAAAUUUGAAAAAUAUUUAAGUGUAAAUUAGUUGAAAAUGUAAAAUUAAUGAGCCAGUCUCUGCCAGUGCCAAUUAUUUUGUAUGAUUAGAAAUAUUUAAAGUUGGUCAAUCAUGUGGACACAAUCUAAAAUUUUAAAUAUAAUUUGAUUCCUCCUGGGUUUAGUGGAUUAAUUAAAAAUCCUUUUAUGUACCCUUUAUACUUGCAUAAUCCAACACUAUAUAUUAUUAUUACUAUUAUUAUGAGGGUUGUGGGCUAAUCAUUAUAAUAAAUAAACUGUCAACUUCAUACGCAUAAUCAUCUCUAGUCAAAUUAAUUUAAAAAAAAAAAAAAUAUUAAGUAAUAAUAUUAGUAUUUAUAUUUGUACGAAACAUUUGAUUUUUACCAACAAGCGCAUUAUUGUAAUAUUAGGGGAAACCAACUUAUUUAACUUAAGGUACAUUGACAUGAUUUUAUUUUUAAAAUUAUGUCUAAUAAAUAAUAAUUCUAACCUAUUUAUGUUCCUCAGAUUUCACUUUCUAGUCUUUUUUUUUUUUUUUAGUCUAUUUUUGUUUCAAAUUGAUGUAAAUUACAGAUUAUGCUGUUCUUAAGUGUUUUAAGCAAUACUCAUUAGUUUGUCCAAGUUUAUAAUUCUAUGUUGUUCAUGUAUAUUUUAAAUAUUCAGUCUAUUCUAUAUAAGAAUAAUAUAAAAAUGAUAUUACUUGGAAUAUUCUAACGAUAUUACUUGGAAUAUUCUAACCAAGACAUAUAUUCGCAAUAAAGGCAAGUAAUUGCUAUUACUGUAAUAGGUCUAAAGCCCAAAUUACUGAAUUAUUUUGAUGCUUAUUUGAUCAAACUGAUUAAAGUACAGAUCGGAAUUUCAAGACCAUUCCUUCGAACUUUCAAUCCAGGUUUCCCCUUGUCAGUGGAGAGCACUUGAAAAGAAAAAGUGUCUAGUCGUUAGAUGAGUCGGAAUUCAACAAAGAGUAUUCAGAAACCCUGCUGUUUGGACAAAGGUUCCCUCAUAGUACACUGCAUGGCAUAUUUCUGUCUCCAUUAUUAGCCUGCUUAUUUCAGACAAGUAGGAUAUCAAACCCAAUUUUUUUUUCUCAGAACCCAUUGCGGGGUGGGGGGGGGUCUUGUCAGUGGUCACUAGGUGACUACAUGUUUUGUUCUUUACUGCUCUAUAAAUGUGUAGUUCAGUGUACACCUCAGCUCAAUUAAAUAGACCAUUUUAUUGACUAGUUUGUAAUAUCAACAAGAAAGCUAUUGUCAUGAAGUCUAUAAAACUAAUUUUGAUCUGUAGAAACAGAAACUAUAUAGAAUCUCUGGUUUAAUAAUUGAUAUUAGAAAAUUUUAUUUUAGAGCUCAAUAGCUGUUACAAAAUUAUACACAUUCUUAUAUGUAAUAGACUGUAUUUUAAUACAAACUUACUAUUUUUUAUUGAGAUGAAUAUUUUGUAAUGUUAUUUUUAUACUAAAAUAAUGUAGUUUUUGAAGUACAGUAGAAAAGUGUACAAUGCAUGAAAAAUUAUUUUGGUGUGGUUUUAAAUUGUUAGUUCUAAAAAUAAUACAUGUAGAACAACUUUGUAUACAUUGAAUUAAAAAAAAUUAUAAAUAAAUUUGAUAGUUGUC